UUGGGAUGGUUUGUUGUACACAUAGUUCGGCAUAGUGAAGAAGACGCGCGCGUGAAUUUGCGCGAGAGAAUGUGCAGGAAAGUAAAAUAAAAUUUUCUUUUUGUGAGAAAAUUUAAAGCGAGGUGUGUUGUUUUUCAUUCCGCGCGAAACAAGAAAAAUAAAAGAAGAAGUGUGAGCGAGACAGCUGUCUGUAUCUCACAUUGCAUGAAACUAAAAAGAAAAGAGAUACCAUGCUCUUCAUGCAUGACGUCACUGAUUGUUUCUUAUUAAUAAAAUGACCUGAAAGAAAAUUAAUUUUCACAAGAUUAUAUGCUUCUUGUGUUGACAUUGAAGUUUAUUUUAAUAAUCUUAGCUAUUAUUCUUAAAUUUUUCUUUCAAUUUCCUUUUAUUUUUUCAAGAAAAUUUUAAGAAAGGGAAAAAACAAAAGCACGAAGAUUGUAGUGUUGUCUCUUUCAUGAAUGACAGCCAAGUCAGUGUUCGGCACAAUUCGCGGCGAGAUCGCGAAGGUAUGACCGAGCUGUCACGAGGUGUUUGAGCGAAAGUGGUGUGCAGUGUGUUUGAGGAAAGACGAAUAUCGCGAGGUGACGCACCAUUAAAAACGCGUUUUAUCCCAACCAUCCAUUGCUGAAAGUGGUGUUAAAGUUGCUGGCGCGCGAGGCUUUGGCACCGGCAACACAAUGGAGAACACAUAUGGGAUAAGUGUGGACAAUCGCUAUGAAUUGUUUUACAUAGACGACGAGGCGACGGACCCACUCGAGGCGAUUGCCGUGAAAAAGAAGGCAACCAAGGAGAAGCCCAAGGAGGUCCGCAAGGGGGCAGCUGAGAAGGAAAAUAAGGCUGCCACGAUAAACAAAGUGCCCGUGCGCACCGUGCCAGCCCCCACUAAGGCUGUCGCACCCACCAAGGCCACACCGGAAAAGCCCAACCGGCAGACGCGCGAUGAAAAACCCGCCCCCAAGCGAGAUGAUAUAGCCUUUUCUUUGCCAGCAGAUAUCGUGGAGAAGAAGAAUCGGCGCAAUCGUGAGCAAACUGAACGUGUUGUGGCUAACGGUGUGGGAGGAGGUGAUGAGAAGCCACGCAGGCGUAAGUUUGAGGGACGUGGAAAACGUGAAUUUGACCGGCAAUCUGGAAGUGACAAAACAGGUGUGAAGGCAGUUGACAAGCGCGAAGGUGGUGGCGCCCACAAUUGGGGUUCCCAUAAGCAGGAAGUUAUUGACGAAUUGGCACCCAAACCCCAUCCGGCAGAAUUGUAUGAAGGUGAACCACGAGCAGAGACCCAGGACAACCAUGAGGAAAAUACAGUGAAUCAAUCACCAAACCAAGAUGAGGAAACCAAAGAGCUCACGCUGGAUGAAUACAAGGCAAUGCGUGCUGGCAAGUCGAAGCCGCCGCAGUACAAUUUGCGAAAAGCUGGCGAGGGUGAGGAUCUGAGCCAGUGGAAGAAGAUGGUGGCCCUGGAGGCCAAGAGACCAUCCGGCGAUGAAGACGGCGACAACGAUGCCACAUCCUUCCAGCAGAGAGCCACACGCCAGAAGCACAUUCUCGAUAUUGAGUUCCACUUCAACGACGGACGACGGACUGGACAGAUGGGACGUGGGCCACGCGGCGGACGCCCCAGGGCUCCAAAUGCUCCCGGUGGUGGACGGCAAAUGGGCCGCAAUCGACGCAAUGAUGGGGAUGAACGACCACAGCCACGGAAUACUGAAUCGAAUCGCUCACAUUACCGCGAUGAUGGGCAUUUGCAUGCUGCCCCUAAGGUGGAUGAUGAGAAGGAUUUCCCAUCGUUGGGCCUCAUGAACACUCAGGUGGUGCGGCCCGUGAAAGCGGCUGCCAAGAUUGUGCCCAUUUAUGCAAAGGAGGACGCCAAGUGAGCGCCCCCCGCCGAUUGCUCCCUCCCCCGCAUACAAAAUACCCACACACACACCCCCCGUAAAAUCCCUUCCCGCGGAGGAUUUUUUUUCAUUUGAACAAAAUAAAAAAAAAUGAAUGAAAAACUUAUCACAUUUAUUUCGUCGAACUGAUGGAUUUACGAUUGCUAGCUUAACAAGAAUAGUGCUGAAUUCUUUUUUUUUUGAAUAAGGACGCGUGAGGAGAGAAAAAUUGUAAUUCACAUAUGGAUAUAAAUGUAGAGUGUAAGAUUGAAAUGCAUAAUAUUGAAAUUAAUAAAACAUGUAACAAGAA
Molecule: messenger RNA, 2181 nt
Organism: Lutzomyia longipalpis
Lineage: Eukaryota; Metazoa; Arthropoda; Insecta; Diptera; Psychodidae
Product: plasminogen activator inhibitor 1 RNA-binding protein-like
Exons: 5
Coding region: 678-1871 (397 amino acids)
Cellular component (GO): cytoplasm; nucleus
Molecular function (GO): RNA binding
Source: RefSeq, a predicted model, not a curated record